Molecule: messenger RNA, 506 nt
Organism: Eruca vesicaria subsp. sativa (arugula)
Lineage: Eukaryota; Viridiplantae; Streptophyta; Magnoliopsida; Brassicales; Brassicaceae
Source: the annotation of a GenBank genome assembly
AGAGAAGAAGAGAAAGACAAAAAUAAAUAAAAAUGAAGACUAAGAGUACAUCGUUGAUCAUCAUCUUCUUCUCUUUAGUUCUGCUUCUAAGCAUGGCCUCAAGUGUUAUUCCAAGAGAAAAUGGUUUUUCUCCUCCGAAACUAUCUCCCUUUUCCACUCAAGAGAAAGAAGGUGAUGGAGAUGGAGUAGGAUGCAAGAGUUCAGACAGUGAAGAAGAAUGUCUUGUUAAGAAAACCGUAGCUGCUCACACCGAUUACAUCUAUACACAAGACUUAAAGUCAUCUCCUUGAAACAAGAACAAGAACUCUGUCUUUUAUAUACUACAACUCUACAAGCUAUAAGCAUAAGUAAACUCUCCUUGACCAUGUGCUCAUGACUUCAUGUUCCUUGUUAUUUUAUUCUAAUCUUCGUUUGAUUUCUGUUAGUGUCAACUUAUAUUUAUCCUUCAACGCCAACUUUAUAUAAUUUGUGAUUUGUCGUCAGGGACAACAUAGAGUUAAACCGGG